This is a messenger RNA of Musca vetustissima, 6135 nucleotides long. RefSeq lists its product as uncharacterized. The annotation marks the transcript as partial. The transcript is spliced from 12 exons. Lineage: Eukaryota; Metazoa; Arthropoda; Insecta; Diptera; Muscidae. Gene Ontology annotation, molecular function: protein binding; ATP binding; JUN kinase kinase kinase activity. Gene Ontology annotation, biological process: protein phosphorylation. The record is from RefSeq and is a predicted model, not a curated record.
UGGGGCAUCGGCUUAACACCCCCACCCUGUUUUGAUUUUUUUGGAAUUUAUUUUUUGAUGCCCGCUGCCCGUCAUUAUAACGCCACACAAAUGAUCGCAAUUAGCGAAGAGCUGCAUAGCGAUAAUAAUGGCUCAACGACAACAACAACAACAAGUAGUAAGGGCAAAAAUAAAACCUUCAAUACAAAUCCCGCCACCACCACAACAACAACAAAUAAUACGGCAAAUGGGACGACACAACAGCCGCAUAAAAUAAAACCCCCUAAUGGUCAUAAUCCCAUUGAGAACACAACCACAACAUCGGCUUCUAACAUGGUCAGUACCACCACAACCUCCUCAAACACCGCCAUAGAUUCCGCCAUUGUUGUGACCACCACCAGCAGUGCCAAUGAUUUGGUGCCCGAAGGUAGCCUCUGGACAGCCCUCUAUGACUAUGAGGCCCAGGGCGAAGAUGAGCUUAGCCUGGAAAGGGGUCAAGUGGUCUUGGUGUUAUCCAUGGAUCCCAAUGUAUCCGGUGAUGAGGGUUGGUGGAUUGGUAAAAUUGGCGAUAAGGUUGGCAUCUUCCCCAGUAACUUUGUCACAAAUCACGAUCCCAUGAUGAUAAAUGUGCCUUCGGCCAUUGGUGAUAUCCAGCCGCAUGAAAUUGAAUAUGAGGAGUUGUACGUCGAAGAGGUAAUUGGUGUGGGCGGUUUCUGCAAGGUCCAUCGUGGCUAUUAUCGCAAUGAGGAAGUGGCCAUAAAGGCCGCACGACAAACGGCCGACGAAGAUAUGCAAUCGAUGCGUGACAGUGUCCUACAGGAGGCGAAACUUUUUUGGGCUCUCAAACAUGAAAACAUCGUGGCGUUAAGGGGGGUAUGCCUCAAACCUCCCAAAUUAUGUCUAGUCAUGGAAUAUGCCCGUGGUGGUAGUUUAAAUCGUGUCCUGGCUGGUAGGAAAAUACCACCGGAUGUCCUGGUCAAUUGGGCCAUACAGAUAGCCCGCGGCAUGAAUUAUUUACACAACGAGGCGCCCAUAUCGGUGAUACACCGAGAUUUGAAAAGUUCCAAUGUUUUAAUCUUUGAAGCAAUCGAAGGCGAUAAUCUACACAAAAAGACUUUGAAAAUUACGGACUUUGGUUUGGCCCGGGAGCUGUACAAUACAACGCGUAUGUCGGCGGCUGGCACCUAUGCCUGGAUGCCGCCGGAGGUUAUUAGUCGUGGCACUUAUUCCAAGUCCUCCGAUGUUUGGAGUUAUGGUGUCCUACUGUGGGAACUGAUUACCGGCGAAACACCCUACAAAGGUUUCGAUUCAUUGUCGGUGGCCUAUGGUGUUGCUGUUAAUACCCUAACAUUGCCCAUACCAAAAACAUGUCCCGAAGCCUGGGGUAAACUCAUGAAAAGCUGCUGGGAGGGUGAUCCACAUAAUCGCCCCGGGUUUAAGGAUAUACUCAUGAAACUGGAGGACAUUGCACGCAGUGGUUUCACCUCAACGCCUCAAGAAUCCUUUCACACCAUGCAGGAUGGUUGGAAAAAGGAAAUUGCUGAAGUUCUGCAUGAAUUGCGUUUGAAAGAAAAACGCUUUCAAAAUAUCGAAGAGGAAUUGCGCAACAAAGAGGAACAACUUCGCCUCAUCCAAAUGCAACAACACGAACAGGCGAACAAUUUGAAAAUCUUCGAACAACAAUUGCGUGCCCGUGAGCUGGAACUAAUGGGACGUGAAUUGAUAAUUUUGCAGACAAUACCGAAACCGAAUAAACGACGCAACAAAAUAAAAUUCAAACCGAAAAAAGAUCCGGUACAAAUAUCAUUGCCGACCGGAUUUCAGCAUAAGAUAACAACGAUCCGGGAUCAAAGUUGUGGGGUGCCGACGCCGCCCGGUUCACCGGCAAUAUCGGGUUUACGAAUAGUGGCACUGAGUCCUGACGGUUUUAAGGGUAAAACCUGGGGCCCGUCCACUGUCCAUCAACGUGAACGAACACAUUUAAGUACCACACUGCAGGCCACCGAAUGGCAGCAGGCCAACGUCAGUAGUCACUCUUCGGCAAUAAGUAAGAGUGCACCGAAUCUUGAUAAGAAAACCCAACGACAGCAAAGGGAAAUGAUGGCAGCUGCAUUGGCGGCUGCCUCUUCCACGCCAUCAUCACCCACCAGCAAUUUAAAUGGUUUCCAUAGUCCUGUUGUCAGUACAACACCGCAAGGUAUUCGACUAGCUGGUAGCCUUGUUGUUGCAUCACCAACAACAUCCUGUUGUUCUACUUCUUCUCCACUUUCUACUCCUCAUCCUCCAACAUCAUCAUCCUCAUCAAUGUCAGCUACUGGCAACAACAUUCAUCCGGCUUUUAUGACAUUAAUCUGUAAUAACAACAACAACAGCAGUCAUAAUAUUCAUCUUUGUUCCACAAAUUCCUCACACUCCAGUUCGAGUACCCUAACUUCGGGUCUGAGUGGUGGUAAAAAAUCGAAGAAACAUGUUCUAACCAAAUCACAUGACCGAGGUCUAGACUCCUUGCAGAUGGGCCCCUCGGGUGCUGCCACCAAACCACCCAUCCCCCUUAGCUUUCCAUUACCCCUCAACGAUUUCGAUGCGGAUAAGGAAACACCCACACCCACUGUGGUGGGUUGCUUUAAAUUUCGCCGCAAUCCCCCGCCUCCACCUUUGCAGGAUAAAAGUCCCACCAUAUACGAUUUAAAAAAACAUUUAAAAAAUGAUAUACCAAAACAGUCCGCCAGUUUGGGUAAUAGUCCGGCAAUAGGUCGGAAGAAAUUAUCCCUUGACAGUAGACUUUCCCCGCUGGCCAGGAGACAUCAGCUGUCAUAUAUUUCGCCAGAUAUUUCACCGCUAAUCGGUGAGAAUCCCUUACUCAAAUCAUGUUCCCAGCAGGGCUCCUCCUCGCUGCUGCUCAAUUCCAAUGGCCCCGAUAACCCCACCUAUGAUAGGUUAUUCUAUCGUUCGGUGCAAAAAUCCCUGGAUGAGAUAUUUUCCAAUCAGCAGCAGCAAUUGCGCCACCCCCACAAUUCUUCAUCUGCCAGCCAGGCAGGAGUUGGUGGUGAACUGAGUUCGGCCAAUAGUAGCUUCCAUAGUGCCAGUUUUUGGCAUAAACCUCCCCAAGCCAACAGUUCCAAGUCCAGUGUUAAUUUAACCAUGUAUUCCUCAACCUCUCAACUGGCUGACGAUUUUUCCCACGACGACGACGAUGAAGAUGGAGAGGAGGAUGAGGGUGGUGACUCGGAAUCGCCCUAUUAUAGAUUUCAAAGAAACGGUUCUGGGUCCCAGUUUCCCAGGCAUUGUUUUUUCCGUAAACCCCCCUCGGAUGGCCAAGAGAGGGCAAUGGUGGCAGCAUAUCACUCCACCGAGGAUCGUUUCAAUUCCCUGAAUUCCCUUGAAACAUCAUCCCACGAUAAUUCCAUAAAUUCCCAUCCGACUUCGCGGAAAUCCUCCAUGGUUACAUUUCAUUUGAAUCACAGCAAUUCCAAUUCCAAUAGUUCCCAACACAAUUCCUCACAAUUGAGUUUCUUUGAUGAGGCCGGCGACAGUGGUGGUGGUGGAGGAGGAGGAAUUUCCUAUGCCAGCACCGAUACCAAUUCCUCCUCCACCACCCUUCCGCCGCCGCCGCAUAUCAACUCCGAUCAAUUCUCCACACUCUUUACAAAUGAUAAUUCAAUAUUUGCCACGCGUAAACUGCAGGAUGUUCAACCCGAUCCGGAGGUAAUCAAAAUGAAAGAACAACUGCUGCGAGAACAGGCUAAACAGCAACAACAACAGGCCCUCAAGCAGGCCAAAGAGAAGAUGAAAAAAUCCAAAGGGAAACAGCAGCAGCAGACUUCAUCCUCCUCCCCCUAUAUUAACUCUUUGGAAAGUGAUGGUGGUGGCCAACAGCAUUCCUCCAGUUACAAUUCCAAAGACGAUUGGUGUUCACCAAUACACACCUUACCCGGCGGUGGUCCAAAUCUUCCCAUUAUGUCUCCAAAUCCUUACUUGCUAAGUCGUUUCACUUCCAACAUACCCAUGCCAACGUUAUAUGCCGGUGAUGCCAUACGUAAACCCAAAUUAUCGGUAAUCGAGGUGUUACUCUACAAUAUGGCAGCAUUAUUGGCCGGAGUGGCGGCAGGUUAUGAUGUACGCAUGUCAAAUGUAUCACCAUUUCAUCCAACGUUAUUGAGUGAUGUACCCGCACUAAAAGCGGCACCCAUUGAAAUGGAACUACCCAAAGUUACCAACACAGACGAUAGGCGUUUUGCUGCCAAUACCUACCACGGUACAGGAAAUCGUCAAAGAACCGCAAUUAGCUCUUUAACCUAUGAACCUGCGGAUAUACCUGGAUCUCCCCGACGAGCCAUUGCUGCCGAUUCCCCCUUGGCGCAGCAUAAACAAAAACAAGGCUAUAAUAUAACCGAUUCCCCCACGCCUUAUCAAAAAUAUCAACCCAGUUUGGGAUUGGCCACGGCAACACCUCCACCUCUGCACCCAGCGCAACAUCAUCAACACCCUUUACACCAUGGCAAAAGUGUGACCCAACCACCAACACCACAACAUUAUGCCGCCGGCGGACAACAGCAACAACACCAAAUACGCAAAAUGCCCUCAACCAUAUCGACAACAACCACAAGUGGUUUGGGUUCCAACUUCACCAACAAUACCACCUCGGGUAUAUUGUCUUCUUCGUUGGGUAGCAGUCAUACCCAACCGCCGACACCUUCGCCGCGUCGUAAAGUGAGUACCUCUUCGUUUACGGAAAAUUUGGAAUAUUCCCAGCAAGAGGAUAAUUUACCGGUCGGCAAGGCAUUUCGAGAUUUUCGUUUGGGCGGCCAGGUGGGUAUGCCAGGCAUGCCGGUUGUGGGUGGCCCCGCGGGAGCCAAUGUUGUCACGGCCGCCAAUCAGUCGAUGUUUACACACAAGGAUUUCCUGAGAAAUGGUCCAAGUUUUUCCAAUGAUGGUGGGGCCUAUGGGGCUGGGGCCCAUCGAGCCGGUUAUUUGGGUUCCAAUUAUUUCCCCUAUCGCCCGGAACAUCAGCUAACCUAUGAACGUGAUUGUAAAUCCUAUCCCGACUAUUCGUAUGACUAUAAUCAUCGUUUGCCCAACUAUUAUGAUUACAAUUAUGAACCGCAGCCGCCACCACCGCCAGCUCCGCAGCAGCAUCAUGCCUCUCCGCCGGUGGUACGGACCCCUCCACCCCGUGUACCUCAAAUGGGUGUAAGUGCCGCCGGGCAUCGGCGUACCCCCUCAACAAUUUCGAAUAAUUCCAAUUACAAUCAGGGCUAUAGCAUAGACUAUGAGGAGCCUGUUUUCGAUUAUAACAAUAUGGCGCUGCCCUAUGCGGAAUAUGGACCCUAUCGCGAUCCGGCAAUGCCGCCCACAGGCUCGGUGCCGCCUCCAACAAAACAAGAGCUGUAUAAAAAUUCACCCAAACCUGCAAAUCGCCAUUAUAUGGGACAAACGCCACGAAGUGAUUUGGCCUCACUGAAUCGGAUGCGGGAUUAUGAGAAUCUACCCUAUAAUAGUAGUAGUCCUCUGCAUAAACCGUUAUAUCAAUAUCGUGAUAGUGGUGGCGGUGGUGGAGCCAGCUCCUCGUUGCACCACACGCCACAGCGUGUCAUUUACAGCAGAUCCCGAUCGACGCCCAUGUCACCCAUAAACAUGAAAACCUCACCACCCUCACCGGCGCCUAGUGCAGCGGCCCAAGCCAAAACGAGCAUGCAUCAUCACGAAUCGGCACCACGUCUCAUACCCGAACGGCCCGAUAGUCUGCCCUUCGAUGGCAGCAGUUUGGCAUUUGUCAGCUCGGCCCAGGGUGCGGGUGGUGGCGGUACAAAAUUACGUUCCUCAUUGAAAAAGUACAAUAAUUACAAGACACCCAAUGGUGCACCUCUGAAUGGUGGUGGAUCAAGCAAUAAUGCGGGGGGUGGUGGUGGUGGUACAGCUGGUAGUACGCCCACAAAUCCCACACCGCCCGAUUCGCUAACCAGUGACGACAGUUCAUAUUUAAGUGCCAAAGAGGGAUCAAUAUCCUCACAUAGUCGGGUACGAUUUAGUCCGGAUGCCUAUGCGGAUGCUAGUCCAGGUGCCACAAGUAAUAAAACCAUGGCUCUCUACACCCGAAGAUUGUCGCGACGUAAUACCGCUGAUAUUUCGGGUUCAUCGACAUCGCCCUCGUCCUAG